AUGGUGACGGCGACAACAACCCAAAUCCCAUUCAACCCGAAAGCGAUCUUCGCACCCCAAUUAUUCACUCCCUCCUUUAAAAGCACCUUCAUCUUCCUUCUUCACUACUACUUUCCACUAAUCCACCAACAUGGCAACGUUUCGGCUGAACCGAAACGCCCCGAUUUCCGCCCCGAUAUAUCGAUCUCCCCGGCGACGGCGACCCACGACGGCCUCGAGUUCUGGAAGUUCAUGAUCGCCGGCUCAGUCGCCGGCAUCAUCGAGCACACCGCCAUGUUCCCCGUCGACACCCUCAAGACCCGCAUGCAAACCCUAGUUGGACUUCGGCCCAUCGGCGUCCGGCAAGCCCUAAACUCCAUUUGGAAGCUGGAAGGCCCGUCUGUCCUCUACAGAGGAAUCGGAGCAAUGGGCCUCGGCGCCGGUCCGGCCCAUGCCGUCUACUUCUCCGUCUACGAGCACUGCAAACGCAUCUUCUCAGGCGAGAAUCCGAAUAACACCUUGGCUCAUGCAAUUUCCGGGGUUUUCGCGACGGUGGCGAGCGACGCCGUGAUAACGCCGAUGGACGUGGUGAAACAGAGGCUGCAGCUGAAGAGCAGUCCGUACAGGGGCGUUGGGGACUGCGUUAGGAGGGUUUUGGUGGAGGAAGGUGUUGGGGCGUUCUACGCCUCGUACAGGACGACGGUGGUGAUGAACGCGCCAUACACGGCAGUUCAUUUCGCGGCGUACGAGGCAGCCAAGAGGGCGUUAACGGAGGUCAUCUCACCAGAGAGCGUCAGUGAUGAGAAGUUGGUGGUUCACGCCACCGCCGGGGCGGUGGCCGGGGCAUUGGCGGCCGCCGUGACCACGCCGCUCGAUGUGGUCAAGACUCAACUGCAGUGUCAGGGUGUGUGUGGUUGUCAUAGAUUUUCAAGCAGUUCGAUUGGAGAUGUUACUCGGAGCAUCGUGAUAAAGGAUGGAUAUCAGGGCCUCAUGAGAGGUUGGAUCCCCAGGAUUCUUUUCCAUGCGCCGGCUGCUGCAAUUUGCUGGUCUACUUAUGAAGCAACAAAAGCCUUCUUUCAACAACUUAAUGAAAGCGACCACAUCCAGUGAAGUGAUUCAAAUGUUGCAUAACCAUAACUCUUCAAUCAAGGUGAUGAAGUGGGAUGAAGUUGAUCCGCAUAGCAUCAAUAAUUUAUUAUGCUUCUCUGUUCUGGCCCUUUUGUGGCGAUCACUCGCUCACCUAGGACGACGGGAAAAAGAAAAUAAUUCAUGCUUCCAUGGUCCAAAAUGUUGUGACAGGAACUAAAAAUAUUUUGGCUGGUCAUUAAAAUCCGAGUUCAGAUUAGCAUUUGGUCGUUUGUAAAUAGUUCUGAGGCAAUGGCCCCCUGGUGAUAUCCAUCCACAUCUUCAGUACUUGUCUAUAAUGUUAACCAUGUUGGAAACGUUUCUUUAAUUUUGAAUAAAUUAAUAAAUGUUUUAAUUUUAAAUUUAAAAAAAAUUAAAAAAAAAAACCAUUUCAGUUAUAUUUUCCUAAAAGUGAAGGGUCACAUCCUUUGGUGAAAUAACGUCCCAUCUGUUAGGUAUUUGUCUUCUUUGAUGGGAAGAAGACAUCAGGAAAAAAAAAAAAAAAAAAACAUAACGUUAAA
This is a messenger RNA of Morus notabilis, 1625 nucleotides long. RefSeq names its product mitoferrin. The coding region runs from base 1 to 1089 and encodes 362 amino acids. The transcript has 2 exons. Gene Ontology annotation, molecular function: ferrous iron transmembrane transporter activity. Lineage: Eukaryota; Viridiplantae; Streptophyta; Magnoliopsida; Rosales; Moraceae. Gene Ontology annotation, cellular component: mitochondrial membrane. Gene Ontology annotation, biological process: iron import into the mitochondrion. The record is from RefSeq and is a predicted model, not a curated record.